AUGGCGGGUUACGAACAUCAGCAAGGCUCCGGCAGCGGUGGUAAUUCUUCUCGCUACGUUCAUCAGCUUCUCACACCACCGACGGACCUCCACUUGCAGCAGAGGCCGCCGCCGUUGCCUUCUUCUCGUCUUGAAAUUCAUCACGAGCCGUCUGCUAAUUCCAAGGACGACGACGCCGCCGCUACCACCAGCUCCGGGGGUACUCCCUCCGCCAACCGCCGCCCGCGCGGUCGUCCUCCGGGAUCCAAGAACAAGCCCAAGCCCCCAAUUAUCGUCACGCGCGACAGCCCCAACGCGCUCCGAUCCCACGUCCUCGAAAUCUCACUCCAGCUGACGCGUGCGCGGAGACGACGGCGGCGGCGGCGGCGGCGGCAGAAUCCUCCUUACUCUCCUGUUGAGCUUUCUCCUGUUGAGAUUUCUCACUAA
Messenger RNA from Erythranthe guttata (spotted monkey flower), 426 nucleotides. Lineage: Eukaryota; Viridiplantae; Streptophyta; Magnoliopsida; Lamiales; Phrymaceae. The record is from RefSeq and is a predicted model, not a curated record.